AUGACGGAUGCCGGGGCGAAGGGGCGUCCUCCAGGAGAUCCGCCUGAUAAGGUUGUUUCGUGGGUGAGCAAGGUGACUGGUGGUGAAGUAGGUGGGAGGUCUGCACCAGAGAAGGUGUUAAACUCUGCCUUUGUGUCCGAGAGGUUACAGGUGGAAUUCCCGGAUGGAGAGGAUGGAGAGCCGGUUAUUACAAUUGGGUCUGAAGUGAUGGAUGUGAUGAAGGGGCUGUGGAAGCAAUGUAUUAUCGUGAAGGUUUUGGGAAGGAACGUAGCUAUCUCGGCGUUGAGUCGAAAACUGAGAGAGCUAUGGAAGCCUAAUGGGGGGAUGUAUGUGUUGGAUUUGCCUCGGCAGUGUUUUAUGAUUCGCUUUGAUCGGGAAGACGAGUAUCAUGCAGCAUUGACGGGGGGGCCAUGGAAAGUAUUUGGAAGCUAUCUACUGGUUCAGGACUGGUCACCGGAUUUUAACCCACUUCGCGAUGACAUAGUUACAACACCAGUUUGGGUCCGCCUGUCGAACAUUCCAGUGAUUUUCUAUCAGGAGGAUAUUUUGCUUGGUAUUGCUAGUGGAUUGGGGAAGCCAGUAAAAGUGGAUUUGACUACUUUACACAUUGAAAGGGCAAGGUUUGCGAGAGUAUGUGUGGAAGUGAAUCUAUCCAAGCCACUUAAGGGCUCAGUGAUGAUCAAUGGGGAAAGAUACUAUGUUGCCUAUGAGGGUAUGUCGAACAUAUGCUCGGGCUGCGGUGUGUUUGGUCACCUGGUGCAUAAUUGCCCCCGACGGCCGGUGGAACCAGUGGUGGAGCAGCCGAUAGUAGCAACUCCUCAGGUGAUAAAUCAACAAGGCGAUGGUUUUACGGCUGUGCGACGUCCUGGUCGGAACACUUCAGUCCCGGCGGAUAAGGUGGUGUUUGCAGCCGGUGGGAGAUCGGAGAGGAAUCUUCGCAUUAAUUCGGGAAAUGGGAAUAAGGAAACAAUGACAAUUUCCAAUAAGUUUGGGAGCUUGGUGGAAGAUACGAUUGCCUCGGGAUUAAGGGAAGUUGUGAUUUCGAAUGAGGAGAAUAAGGAAAAUGAGGGUAUUACGCAAGGAGGAAAUCAAGGGAAGAGUGUUACUCAAGAUAGGGCGGCUGGUGGAGGUUUUGAAAAAAAGAAGAAGGGACAGAGGGUAGCGUUAAAAAAGACUAAAGUUGGGAGCAAUAAACCCAAUGAGUUUAAUGGGCCUAGGCCUAAAGUCAUUAAGAAUCGGCCAACUAGGGGCCUAGUUUUUGGGUCACAACGCAAAGAUAGCGAUUUGGAUGUGUCCGGGAAAAGGCUCAGGGUUGAGGAAGGCUUCGUGGGCCGACCCGGUGGCGUGUUUACACCAGAGAGUGGUGAUCGGCUGAGGACUAGCUCGUUGACUGACAUGACCCCGUCUUCUACAGAGGCUUCAAGGGAGGAGUCGACUGAGAAUCCACAUACCAGAGCAACGGGCACACCUAGUGCUCAGUCGGCUGUGGGAGAGAAAUUUAAUGUUGAUAUCGUUGCGCUGUUUGAAACUCACGCUGGAGGAGAUAGAGCACAGCGCAUUUGCCAGAACCUUGGUUUUGAGAACUCUUUUAGAGUCGAUGAUGAGGGUCAGAGUGGGGGUAUUUGGUUGUUGUGGCGGUCUGCAGUGGGUGUAGUCUCGAUUGUACAGUCAUCGGACCAGUUUAUCCAUGCGACGAUUGAGAAUAGUGCGGAGAAAGUGCACUUAAUUGCGGUGUACGCUGCUCCUUCGGCUAGUCGCCGGAGUGGGCUUUGGGGGAGUUUGAAAUCAGUGAUCACAGCGAUUGAUGAUCCCUUGAUAGUUGGUGAUAUGGGUUUUAAGGGAAGUCGGUUUACUUGGAGGAGGGGAAAGUUGGAGAGCACUUUCGUUGCUAAAAGGUUGGAUCGAAUUCUUUGUUGUCCUCAUGCGCGUUUGAAAUGGCAAGAAGCAACAGGGACUCACCUACCAGUGUUAGCUUCAGACCACGCACCUCUUUAUUUGAAGUUGUGUCCGGUCAACAGUGGGAACCCAAAACGUAGACCAUUCCGGUUUGAGGCUGCUUGGCUUAAUCAUGAAAGCUUUCAAGAGAUUCUCACCCACUCUUGGAAAAAUGAGCUCUCUACUCCUGCUGCCUUGGAUGGUUUAAGAUUAAAACUUAAAACGUGGAACCGUGAAGUGUUUGGUGAUAUUCAUAAAAGAAAAACGAAGCUUCUGACGGAGAUUAAGUUGGUUCAAGACUCGUUAGAUGCUGCUCAGACGGAUGAUCUGUUGACGAAAGAGGAGAUUUUGAUCAAAGAGUUAGACACGGUGCUUGAGCAAGAGGAACUACUUUGGUAUCAGAAGUCUCGGGAAAAAUGGAUAGUUGACGGGGAUAGAAACACGAAGUAUUUCCACACUUCGACAAUUAUACGUCGGCGUAGAAACAGGAUCGAGAGCUUGAAAAAUAAUGAGGGUUUGUGGGUUUCUUCUCCUCAGGAUUUGGAGACUCUUGCGACUGAGUAUUAUAAGAGACUCUACUCUACGACGGAUAUUGACGAGGUAGUUACGGGUUUACCUCACUUGGGCUUUGCUGCACUCACGGACUCCGAACGGAAUUAUUUGAACAGACCUUUCACCCCUCGGGAAGUUGAGGAAUCCAUCAGAAGUAUGGGAAAAUUCAAAGCACCAGGACCGGAUGGAUACCAACCCGUAUUCUACCAUGACUGCUGGGAUGUUGUCGGGCCAUCGGUAUCACGUUUCGUCUUAGAGUUUUUUGAGACAAAGAAGUUGCCGGAAGGGACAAAUGAUGUUUUGGUGGUCUUGAUUGCUAAGGUGGUGAAGCCGGAAACCAUAAUGCAAUUUCGACCGAUCAGUCUUUGUAAUGUGUUGUUCAAAAUCAUAACCAAGGCUAUGGUAAUGCGAUUGAAACAAGUCAUAACUAAGCUUAUUGGGCCGGCUCAAUCUAGCUUCAUUCCGGGAAGACUGAGUACGGACAAUAUAUUGGUUGUGCAAGAGGCAGUGCAUUCGAUAAGACGUAAAAAGGGACGUAAAGGGUGGAUGUUGCUGAAGCUUGACCUCGAAAAAGCUUACGAUCGUAUUCGUUGGGAUUUUCUUGAAGAUACCCUUCUGGCUGCGGGGCUCUCGGAAACUUGGAGGACUUGGAUCAUGGAAUGUGUAGCUGGUCCCUCGAUGACUCUCCUAUGGAAUGGUGAGAAGACUGAACCAUUCAAACCAGCCCGAGGUCUCAGACAAGGGGAUCCCCUUUCCCCCUAUCUCUUUGUCUUAUGCUUAGAACGGUUGUGUCAUCAAAUCGAGAUUUCUAUAGCGAGGAAGGAUUGGAAGCCUAUUUCUCUUUCUCAGGGCGGUCCAAAGCUCUCCCACAUUUGCUUUGCGGAUGAUCUUAUUUUGUUUGCAGAAGCAUCCGUAGCUCAGAAAGUGAGUCUCGAGAAGUCGAAGAUAUUUUUUUCAGAUAACGUGCAUAGAGAUCUUGCGAAGGAAAUAAGUGAGGAAAGCGGGAUCAAAGCCACUAGAGAGCUGGGGAAAUAUUUGGGUAUGCCGGUGCUUCACAAACGGAUCAACAAGGAUACUUUUGGUGAGGUUAUUGAGCGUGCUGCGGCCCGAUUAUCUGGUUGGAGAGGGCGUUUUCUUAGUCUGGCUGGGAGGAUAACUUUGACUAAGUCGGUCUUGUCGUCAAUUCCGAUUCACAUAAUGACAACCAUUUUAAUGCCGCAGGCGACUUUGGAAAGAUUGGAUCAGAUCUCACGUUCUUUUUUGUGGGGUAGCACGGUUGAAAAGAGAAAGCAACAUCUUAUAUCAUGGGACAGUGUAUGCUUAACGAAAUCGGAGGGCGGGCUUGGUAUACGCUCUUCCAAACUCAUGAACAAAGCUUUGUUAGCUAAAGCCGGAUGGCGGUUAAUGCAUGAUCACUCUAGCCUAUGGUCGCGGGUUCUACGUAGCAAGUAUAAGGUGGGAAACCUUCGGGAUGAGACUUGGCUGGUGGUGAAGAGUUCAUGGUCCUCUACUUGGCGUAGUAUUGGGACUGGGUUACGUGAGGUAGUUCUCCCCGGUAAGAGCUGGAGUUUGGGUGAUGGUCGGGAUAUUCGGUUUUGGUCGGACUGCUGGCUAACUAGUACACCCAUUUGUGAAGUUGUGGUGACUACUCUACCACCGAACUAUGAUGCGAUUACAGUGAGGGACUUAUGGCAGAACGACUUGGGAUGGAAUUUGCAGCGUAUAUCUCCUUACAUUUCGGAAAAUUUGCGGCUUCAGUUGGGAGCAUUGGUGGUCGAUACGGUCACGGGUGCACAUGAUCGUCUAGCUUUGGGGGGUGGAUCGGAUGGCCGGUUCACGGUGCGGUCAGCCUAUACCUUCUUAUCGCGGGACGUUGCUCCUAAACCAAACAUGGGAAAGUUUUUUGAUAAGGUUUGGAAAGUGGUUGCUCCGGAGAGAGUUCGGGUUUUCUUAUGGCUUGUGAGUCAUCAAGCGAUUAUGACUAACAAAGAACGGUUUCGUCGGCACUUAUGUGAUUCGAGUACUUGUCAAGUUUGUAAGGGCGGGGAAGAGCCCAUCUUACAUACCCUCCGUGACUGCCCGGCCAUGUCCGGGGUUUGGAAAAGACUAGUACCGCCACGGAAGCAACGAUCGUUUUUUGAUCAGUCCUUAAUGGAGUGGGUUUAUGCUAAUCUAAGCACUACUACGGAGGUUAGCCACUGUCCUUGGGCGACGACUUUUGCUAUGGCAGUGUGGUGGGGGUGGAAAUGGAGAUGUGGUAAUGUUUUUGGCGUUACGGGUAAAUGUCGUGAUCGGGUGCGUUUUAUUAGAGACAUUUCUAAAGAGGUAGCGGAUGGCCACAAGAGACUUCGAGGGCGGUCUAGCAAGGUUGUGCGGGAGGAGAGACUGAUCGCAUGGAAACCACCACCUGAUGGCUGGUUCAAGGUGAAUACCGACGGUGCAUCGCGGGGGAACCCUGGGCUAGCAACGGCGGGAGAAGUCUUACGGAAUGCGGACGGGAACUGGUGUGGUGGCUUCUCUUUUAAUAUUGGGAUUUGUACGGCUCCGUUAGCAGAAUUGUGGGGAGUUUACUAUGGGCUCUACAUGGCUUGGGAGAAAGGUAUCACACGGCUAGAGUUGGAUGUGGAUUCGGAGUUGGUAGUCGGUCUUCUAACGACAGGGGUUGAGGAUUCUCAUCCGUUGUCUUUCCUAAUACGUUUGUGCUAUGGCUUUUUAUCAAAGGACUGGAUUGUCCGUAUUUCUCACGUGUAUAGGGAAGCUAACCGUCUUGCAGAUGGGUUAGCGAACUAUGCGUUUUCUUUACCUUUAGGUUUUUAUUCUUUUGUUGUUAUUCCGCCGGAUGUGGCGUCGAUUUUACACGAGGAUAUGGUUGGUCCCCCUCGGCCAAGAAACGUUAUUGUAUAA
Molecule: messenger RNA, 5391 nt
Organism: Capsella rubella
Lineage: Eukaryota; Viridiplantae; Streptophyta; Magnoliopsida; Brassicales; Brassicaceae
Exons: 4
Coding region: 1-5391 (1796 amino acids)
Molecular function (GO): RNA-DNA hybrid ribonuclease activity; nucleic acid binding
Source: RefSeq, a predicted model, not a curated record